Medioppia subpectinata is the source of this 5434-nucleotide messenger RNA. NCBI's taxonomy places the organism in Eukaryota, Metazoa, Arthropoda, Arachnida, Sarcoptiformes, Oppiidae. The record is from the annotation of a GenBank genome assembly.
GAGAAGUCACGGUUUCGGUAACGGCCGGUUCUGCAAUGGCGGCCUCGUCUUGUUCAUGUGUCUUCACGUUAAGCCGUUUUCUGUAAGUGUAGCCCACGGAAGGAUACCGGUGACCUGCCAUGUGUUUGUCCAAUCGGAUCCAUCGCUCGUCAAAUUCAAUCUGAGUCUACCGGCGGGCGCGAGUCAUCCGCAGAUGCCGAGGGCUCUGAGCAACGGCGACCGCGGCUCUGUUGGUGCUCGACGGCCACGGCCCAGUGGUUUGCCGGGAGAUAAGGUCCAGUCGCGCGAGUUUACCCGCUUUCUGGACAGAGGCAACUGGUUUUUGGCCAUCUAUAACGACGCGCCGCAGACUAUCGAUAUAUCCAUGGCUUACACGAUAGCCGACGAGUCCAACAUUCCCUGUCCUUUCGACUGUCACGGACACGGCGUCUGUGCCAACGGUGUCUGUAAGUGCGAUGACGACUACGCCGGUGAUAAUUGCGCCUACAGGGUUUGUCCUGUGCUGUGCUCAGGCCGUGGCCAGUAUGCGAACGGUGAGUGUCAGUGCAGCUCCGGCUGGAAGGGCAAAGAGUGUCAGCUCCGGGAGGACGAGUGCGAAGUGGGCGACUGUAACGGACACGGAGACUGUGUUGACGGCAAUUGUCACUGUUUUCCCGGCUAUAAAGGCAAACACUGCGAAGACGUGGACUGUCUGGACCCGGACUGCUCAGCACACGGCCACUGUGUGGCCGGUCUGUGUCUGUGCGGCAAAGGCUGGAAGGGCGCCGACUGCGCCGAACCGGACUCCGAGGCCAUCCGGUGUUUGCCCGACUGCACCGGUCACGGGAACUUUGAUCUACAGCUCCAGCAGUGUAUUUGCGACGAGCGAUAUACCGGACCCGACUGUUCACAAGAGCGAUGCGAUCUGGACUGCGGUAAUAACGGUCACUGUCAGAGCGGUGAGUGUCUGUGCGACGAGGGCUGGACGGGUGCCAAAUGCGCGGAACGGCUGUGCGACCCACGAUGUCUCGAGCAUGGUCAGUGCAAAAAUGGCACCUGUCUGUGCAUACAGGGCUGGAAUGGCAAACACUGUACUCUAGAUGGUCUGAUCGACUGCGCCGACCCGGAGUGUUGUUCGAGCAAAAAGUGCGAGGGCAAACAACUUUGUUUCUCGGCCUCCGACCCGCAGGACAUACUGUUGCGGAAACAGCCGCCGGCGGUCACCGCCUCCUUCUUCCAGAGGAUGCAGUUUCUCAUCGAAGAGGAAUCCGUUCAGAGUUACGCCCAUAAGAGCGCAUUCAAUGACAGUCUAUUCUGGAACCGAUUCAACGACAGCCGGGCGUCAGUCAUCAGAGGCCAAGUGGUGAAUCACGGCGGACAGGGUAUCACCGGAGUGCGCGUGGGAGUGGCCACGGAUCCGAUGCUGGGCUUCACCCUUACCCGCGACACGGGUUGGUUUGAUCUCAUGGUCAACGGUGGCGGCGCCGUCACACUGCACCUGCAACGCGACCCCUUUCGACCCGCCCAACGCGUGGUAAUGGUUCCCUGGAAUGAGAUAGUUGUCUUGGAUCGGGUCCAGUUGACCAUCGAUGACAGGGGCAGCGGUGCUGAUGGUGGGAAAGCGGCCAUUUGUAUGGAUCACGACUACGAUGUCAACGCGUGGGGCAGCGGUGCUGAUGGUGGGAAAGCGGCCAUUUGUAUGGAUCACGACUACGAUGCGAUGAAGCCGGUGGUGUUGGCCACUUGGAAACACACUUUCCAGGGCGGCUGCGCCUCCCAGAGCGCACUCCUGGCCGAGUCGCGUGUCGUCCAGGAGUCGCUUCGUAUUCCCGGAACCGAUUUGAAUCUUGUGUACCAUUCCUCGCGAGUGAACGGCUAUUUGUCCACAAUUGAGCUCCAACUGACACCCGAUAAGAUACCCCAAGCGCUCCGUUUGGUGCACCUGAAGAUCGCCAUCGAGGGUAUACUCUUCGAGAAGACCUUCGAAGCGGAUCCCACCAUAAUGUUUACCUACGCGUGGAAUCGGCGCAAUAUCUACCGCCAAAAAGUCUUCGGUUUGGCCACCGCUAUGGUUCACGUGGGCUAUCAGUACACCGGUUGCGCUGCGACCGUAUGGGACGUCCAGACGGUUCAGUUGGCCGGACACGAUAUGGCCAUCUCGGAGAUUGGCGGCUGGAAUCUGGACAUUCAUCACCGGUACAACUUUCACGAGGGUAUCCUCCAGAAGGGCGACGGAACCAAUGUCUACCUGAAGCAAAAGUCCAAAGUGAUGUUGACCACGAUGGGUGAUGGCCAACAGCGCCCCCUUCACUGUCCCUAUUGUAAUGGUGUGGCCCGCGAUCAGCGCCUGUUGGCACCCGUGGCACUCGCCUCCGCACCCGAUGGCAGCGUAUAUGUCGGUGACUUUAAUCUGGUCCGACGUAUUAAGACCGACGGAUCCGUUCAAACGGUGGUCGAGUUGAGCGAGUCCUCCGUGGCCUAUAAGUAUCACUUGGCUGUCGGUCCCAUCGACGGUAAGCUCUACUUCUCGGACCCGGAAAAGCAUCAGAUCCUGCGGGCGAUCAGUUUGGAUCAGAUACCCGAUCCGCGCAAUAAUCUGGAGAUAGUGGUGGGCACUGGUGUCAAGUGUUUGCCCGGCGAUCGCUCGGCCUGUGGUGAUGGCCGACUGGCCAGAGACGCCCGCCUGUCGUACCCCAAAGGUCUGGCCAUAUCAUCCGCCGGUGAGAUCUUUGUGUCCGACGGCACAAACAUCCGAUACGUGGACGCGUCCGGUGUUAUCCAUACACUGAUCGGCGACCACUACCACAAGAGUCACUGGAAACCGCUUCCCUGUUCCGGAUCGAUACCCCUCCAGAAGGUGGCCCUCCGGUGGCCGACCCAACUGUCCAUUUCGCCCAUCGAUAACUCGCUGCAUAUACUCGACGAUCAUAUGGUCCUGAAGUUGACACAAGACCGGCGGCUGCGAGUGAUCGCCGGCCGGCCCUCCCAUUGCUCGUCAGUCAUCACCGGAACGCCCGAAGAAGUGCCAAACGCCGAGACCGGCGAGGCUUUAGCUUCACAAGUAUUCCUCGAAACGCCCCAAUCGAUAGCCUUCGGACCGAAUGGCGACCUCUAUAUCGCCGAAAGCGACUCCCAGACCGUGAAUCGGGUCCGUGUGGUGACCGCCAACGAUAACAAGAUCCGUAGGUUCGCCGGCGCCGACCUGAAGUGCUCGUGUAUGGACGUACAGUGCGAGUGCUAUUCGCCGGACCUGUUGGCCAUCAACGCCAAACUGUCCACCGUAUCGGCCAUAACAGUCACACCCGACGGUCGACUACACGUCUGCGACCAGGAAAACCUCCGCAUACGGACAGUGGUGUCGCCACUGCCCGACCAAAACCCCACGAACGGCGAGUACGAGAUUGUGAGCCCCCUCUCCACCGAGAUCUACCUCUUCAACCGACACGGCCAACACGUGUCCACCCGAUCGGUAAUGACCGGCCAUACGGUGUAUACGUUUAGCUAUAAUGUCAAUACACUGAACGGGAAGCUGUCAUCCGUGACGGACUCGGCCGGCAAUAAGCUGUAUAUACUUCGGGAUUAUAGCAAUCAAGUGAAGAGCAUCGAGAACAGCCAGGGUGGAAAGUGUAGAUUACAAAUGUCCCGGUUGGGUAUGCUCAGCACGUUCACCACGCCCGACAACUUUGUGACCAAGUUGACUUAUUAUGGUAACACUGACGCCCUGUUGGCCACCCGUACCGACUCGUGGACCCGUUCGGUGGCCUAUCAGUACGACCAAUACGGCCGACUCGUGCGGGCAGUGCUGCCCGACGGCGAUAUCAUCGAAAUGCAGUAUAAGCUGAACACCGACGGCGCCCGAGUGGCCAUCGAUCGCAAUGGGAAAGAGUUGAUGAAACUGGCGAUUGUGGGCCAAGAGGUGAGCAGUGUCUCCACCACUGGCGAUGAGGAUCAGCCACUCGUGUUGACGAAGAUUGCGGCCAAAGACUCAAAGUUUACCAUCAAGUCGGCCGACACCAGUGUCACAGAGAUUGAGUCCCAGGUGUCGCCUGUGAUCAGCGAUAUGUGGCCCAAAAUGGCCGAGACUUGGCCUCUGCCCACACGUAUGCGAGUCAUAGCCAACGACGAGAUGAGCACAAGACUCGAGUGGAAACACUACGUCCGCCGCAGCGCCGGCUCUAAAGGCCAGUCGACUGAUGCUAAGCGCAUACAAACUGUUGGCCGCAAACUCAAAGUGAACGGCGAGCCGGUGCUGGCCGUGGAGUACGAUCGCGACGCCCAACAGGAGCUACUUCUGGACCAAACCAUGAAACCCAUUGUCACCGUUAGCUACGACCCGGUGGGUCGACCCCUGCGGUGGACCUCCGGUCACAAUCAGACACCCGUAGCCCUCGAGUACGACCGCUUCGGGCGUCUGUCCAGUUGGACGCGCGGCCAGUUGUCGCACACCAUGACCUACGAUAUCAGCGGCCGAUUGGCUGAGCGCAGGUACGCCGACAAAGCCGGCCGUCUCUACAAGUACUCGGACUCCAGCACCAGUCCGGCCGAGAUUGUCGAGCCCAGCGGCGCCCGCUAUCUGAUCCAAUACGACCAAAGCGGUGGCGUAACCGCUGUGAUCACACCCGCCGGCCAUCGGCACGAGAUCGCCCGCCAGACAUCCCUGGGUUUCUACAAACUCCUAUACCUGAGCCCCGGUAUGAAAGCGCCCUAUAUUUUGCAUUACGACGACUCCCAGCGUGUGAUCGCCCGACUCCUGCCCGAAAACAGUGGCCGCACUGUCAACGUCUACAACGGGAACGGACUGUUGGACACCCAGUUUGCCGGCACCGAGAAGACAGAGUACGCCUAUCACGAGGGCUCGGAUCUGCUGAAGUCAGCGAACAGACAGUUCACUGACGGCCAGGAUUUUAAGGUUGACUACAGAUAUCACGGCUCGCUGUUGAAGGAGGAGCGGCACCGGUUCGGCGCCCGAUCGCCGUUCAACAGCUAUAAGUUGCGCUAUAAGUACGGCCCGCAGGCGAGGGUACAGGAAGUGGAGUUUGAACUGCAGGGCCGCGGCGUUGAGACCCGCAAAUACAAGCGAAACCCAGCUACCGGUGCUCUGGAGGGUGUGGACGGGUUCGCUGUGGUCAGGCGUAACGUAAACUCACUACAGGUCACGGAUGAGCGCUCGAUGAAGACUGUGGGCACCGAUAGCUACGGUCGACCGGUGCUGAUCACGCUUUCCGUCUGGAAUAAGGAGCUCUUCUCGCAAGUGAUUCAUUACCAGCCCCUGAGGUCGAGGAUCUCGGAGUCCCGGAUGCGGUUCGGCAACAAUUAUCUGCUCACAAACUAUAGCUAUACCGCCGAUGGCUUUGUAGAGCAAGUGAGCAGCUCUUCGGCGCCGGUGUCUAAGUAUGUCUACGAUAUCGGCGGCGAUGUUAAGAGUGUUUGGGAAGGAGACACUCACAUCACCAUC